CCGAGUCUUCCCAUCCACAAAUCUUUUAUCCAUCUAUUAUUUACUUUAGUCUUCUCUUUCUCUAUAUACUUGUUCAUCUAGAUCUAGAAAAUUUGGUCUCUGAAAACUCCACUGCCAUUAAACUUUACUCCAAUUAAAACUCGAAGUAAAUGUGAAUUCUUGUGUAAGUUAAAAAAAAAACUCUGCUGUCAUUAUACCUUUUGUGUAUCUUGUUAGAUUGAUUGUUAAGUUUGGUUUCAACUUUGUUAAUGGCUUUAACUUAUGUUACUACAGAUGGAAGCAUCGUUGGUCAGACCUAUUGCUAAGGAUAAUAAACCUAGUAAGGAAAGUUAAAUGUUCUGAAGUACUUAAUCGGGGAAUUGAAACAUGAAUGAUAGAGGUAAAUCUCCAUUGUUACAUGCAACAAUGGCUGGGGAUAUGAACAUUGUCGACUAUCCACUUGGAAAGGGGUUGAUCCUAAGACAUCUAACACCAAAGGUUACAGUCCUUCGCAUUGCACUGCUAAAAAAGGAUACAUGUUUGAUGGAUAAUAAUGAAAAUGAGGUGAUGGUGAAGGUAGAGAAUUGUAUACAUAUGGUGGAGGUGGAAACAGUGGGAGUGGAAAAUUAUACACGUAUGGUGGAGAUGGAAAAUUCUACAUAUGUGAUGGAAGUGGCCAUGGUGAUGAUGGUGGUGAAGAAAUGUAUACAUAUGGUGGAAACAAUGAUGCUAGUGGUAGGGAGUUGCAUACAUAUGGAGGAGGUGGCGACUGUGAUGGUGAGGGUGGAGACUUGUAAAGAUAUGAAGGAGGAGGAGAUGGUGAUGUUGAGGUCCGGAUUUGUAUGGUAUGGUGGAGGAGGUGAUAGUGAAGGUGGCAGUGGUGACUUGUAGUAUUAUGGGGCGAGUACUGGUGAUGAUGGUGGCAGUGACUUGUCAGAAACAAUAAGUCAGCGUUUUGUCUAUCCUUCGUCCAUCUUUCGCAUAGAAAUGCACCUACGACUACAGAGGUGAAUAUCCAUCUAUUUAAGUUGCGUGUGUUCAAUAAUAAAUUUCACAUCUACAUGAUUUGAUGGUUCAUUUAAAAGUAUGUACAACUAUAGCUUAACUUGUAUAUUCUUCUCAUUUCUGGUCAUUUUCACCGUAUCCAGUUAUUUCUGAUUAGUUUCUCGAAUUUACCUGAAAGGGUUGUACAAGUAGUUAUUAGAGUCUUAUAGUAAUAUUCUUUCCCAUUAUUUGUGAACAAGUUCUUGAUUUAUAUUUCAUUGCAACUGAUGGUUGUCGUAGGUGCAAUCAAA
Papaver somniferum (opium poppy) is the source of this 1274-nucleotide messenger RNA. RefSeq lists its product as uncharacterized. The coding region runs from base 367 to 870 and encodes 167 amino acids. Lineage: Eukaryota; Viridiplantae; Streptophyta; Magnoliopsida; Ranunculales; Papaveraceae. The transcript is spliced from 5 exons. The record is from RefSeq and is a predicted model, not a curated record.